Molecule: messenger RNA, 3135 nt
Organism: Didymodactylos carnosus
Lineage: Eukaryota; Metazoa; Rotifera; Eurotatoria; Philodinida; Philodinidae
Source: the annotation of a GenBank genome assembly
AUGAUCCUAGGAGAUGAAAAUAAAAAAAUAAUGCAGCCGACAUCUGAUCUCCAUAAUUUAAUUGGACAAACGCUGUCAAUGAUCAUUACACCUGAUCAACAACUGAUAAAUAAAGGUCAGCAACAACUGGCCUCGUUAGAAUUAUUAGAAACAUAUACAUUAGUUUUGACUGAAAUCAGUGUCGACAAUAAAAUUCCAAUUAGUAUUAGACAACUGGCUGGUGUUCUCUUAAGAAAAUAUAUCAGUAAACAUUGGACAAGAAAUAUUGAAAAUUUUAUUGAACCUGAAGUACCCGAAGAGAUCAAAUGUCAGAUACGCAAAAUAUUACCAUCUGGUUUACAAGAGCCAAAUCAUCGUUUACGUGUUGGAUUAGCAUGUGUAAUAUCAGCUGUUGCCGAAUGGGAUUGUCCUGAAGCAUGGCCAGAAUUACUUCCAUAUUUGAUUAAUUCUCUGAAAAGUCAAAAUAAAUCGUUGGUACAUGGAACAGUGCGUGUGUUAACAGAAAUUGUACGUGAUUUAGAUGAUAAACAAAUACAAGUAUUUAUACCAUUGUUAUUACCCGAAAUGUAUCGACUUAUUAUUAGUCAUGAACAAUUUAAUAUUCGUAUUCGAACACGUUGUGUUUCAAUAUUUACACUUUGUAUAUCAUUAGUACACGAUAUUGCUACUUACGAGAAACAGACGUGUCUCACUUAUAUUGUACCAUUUUUAUCACCUUAUUGUGACGCAUUGAAAAAAUUCCUUGUCACAUCUGAUUCUCAUGCUUGUGAUACUGGUUUUCGAAUUGAAAUUAUACGUGCGUUCACUCUCUUAUUCAAAUCAUUUCCAAAAUUAAUGCAACAAGAGGCAUCUACGAUUUUACAAUCAGUUUGGAAUUGUCUCACACAGAAUACAGAGAAUUAUGUUGCUACAGUCAUCUAUAAACAUGGUGAUAUGGACGCAGCAGUGGAUUCAGACGGAGAAACAUUGAGUUUUGAAUGUUUGAUAUAUAGUUUAUUUGAAUUUGUCCAAUACGAUUCUUGGUCAAAAAAUGUUUCCCGUUAUGUUGAAGAUGAAAGCGAUGACUCAUUUUCACAUUCUGUUCGUUUAUCGGCAUUAGAACUGUUGUUGUCCAUCACAAGUGAGUUUAAGAGAGAGGCGGGUGUUGGUCUUUGGAAAAGUGUUCAUCGGCAUUUAUCACAUGCUGAAACAUUAAAAUCAAAUCAAUCACCUCGAUGGUGGAAAUUACAUGAAGCUUGUCUGUUGGCAAUGGGACGGUGUAAACAAUUAUUGACCGAUAUGCUCUUGGCAGGUUUUGUACAAAUUGAUCUCGACGCAUUUGUUAAGCAAGUACCAUUAGCUGAUUUAAACCAAUUCGAAUAUCCCUACUUAGUUUGUCAAGCUGCAUUAUUUGCUGGCCGUUUUUCACGUUCAAUGAGUGCUGAAAUAAACACAGCAUUUUUAGAUGGAAUAUGUCAUUUGUUAAUGCAUGCUCAACAUCCAAUCAUCAGUUUGUCGUCACUAAGAGCAUUUUACUAUUAUUGUGAAGAAUUAGGUAUUGAACAAACAACUGAUAUUUUGAAAUACCUUCCAUCUAUAUUUGAUGGUAUACUAUUAACACUUAGUCGAAUACCACAAUCUACAUACAUAUGGCCACUGGAAUCAUUAGCUAUUUUGAUUAGCGUUGACGAACCAUUUGUAGCAUCAGUUGAAGAUCGUUUAUCAACUUUAGCCAUCGAAAUGUUUGUGCGUUAUGUUAAUGAUCCAUUAAUUAAUAGUGAAACAACAGCAAUUAUUAAGGGACUUGUACAUAAUAAUCUUGUCACAAAUUUAAUACAAGAACGUUUAAUACCUGUGGUUGAAUCAAUAUGUUAUACUGAAGAACAACAGAAACAACAAAAAAUAGCAACAAAUUUACCACCUGCUGUACUGGAUCUGUUAACGACUGUAUUACGUUCAAUGGAUCCACCCAUUAAUCGUCUACUAAUGGAAAAAACAUUUCCAAUUGUUUUACAUUUAUUAUUAACAAGUGAUGAUCAACAAAUUUUACUUAAUGGUGGUGAAUGUUUAUGUGCAUUUUUAUCUUGUGCAUCUAAAGAAGUUCUUGAACAUCCUAACAGUACAGUGUAUAUUCUACAAAUAUUAGCAAAAUUUUUAAACCCAAAAAUGUCGGAAAACUGUUGUACAUUUGUGGGAAAAUUGAUAAGAUCAUUCAUACGUGUUAUUGGAAAUAAUCAAUUAUCAUUGGGUGAUACGUUGGUACAAAUAUUAAAAGCUGUUUUAGCAAAACUACAAGGAAGUUCAAUUUUAACCGUACAACAAAGUUUAAUUGUCGUUUUUGCACAUUUAAUUCACAGUAAUAUUGACGAUGUUAUUAAUUUUUUAACAUCAAUGCCUGGACCGAAUGGCGGAAGUGCAUUUGAUUUUGUUAUGCAAGAAUGGACAAUGAAACAACAUUUAUUUUAUGGUCCGUACGAUAUAAAAGUCAGCAUAAUCGCAUUAUCCUGUCUACUAGAACAUGCCAUGACUAAUAAUGAUGUACGUUUCCAGACUUUGGUUGUUCCUGGCGAUCAAGUUAUUUAUCAGUCAUCAUUAUCAAAUCAUCAAGGUGGUCCAAGUUUUCGUACACGUUCAAAAACAACAAAAAUGCCAGAACAAUGGACAAGUGUACCAUUAGUUGUAAAAUUAUUCAAAAUUCUUGUAUUAGAAUUACAAAAUCAAAUAAAUACCCGAAAAGAAUUGAAAGAUGAAGCGGAUUAUAAUGAUGAUAGUGAUCUUGAAGAUGAUAGUGAUGAUGGUGGUGAAGAAAAUAGUAACGGUGGUGAAGAUGAGGGAAAAGAAACAAUGAAUGGAAGCAAUGCUAAAAUGAAAUCAUCGUUAAAUGAAGAUGAAACAGCAUCUCUAAGUAAAGAAGAUGAAAUAACAAAAUAUUUAAAUCGCUAUGAUAAUUUACUUGAUGACGUAUUUGAUAUGGAAUUUUUUAAUGAAAAAGAUCCUGAUGCACUUUUAUCACCAAUAAUGCAAAUUGAUUUGUUAGAAUAUUUAAAAGAACGUAUUCGACAUUAUGCACUACAUCCGUGGUUUGCUUUUUUUCGCUUACAUUUAAAUUUAAUGGAAAAACAAGCAUUACAGAAAAUUGGUAUCAAUGUCAAUUAA